GGAAUCUCGGGCGGAUACAAAGGCGAGAAUGCCAUCGUCAUUCGAGCAAUGCUUGCAUUCACCGCUAUCGCUUGGUACAAUGCCGCCGAAAUCGUCAUACUGGUCCUCGUCGUCUUUAAGCGAUACUCAGGUCUAUACUUCUGGUCCCUGCUCAUCACGGCUAUCUCCAUCAUUCCAUACUCUGUUGGCGCAUGGUUGAAACAGGUGGGAGAAGGCGAUGCUUUGGGCAUGAUCAUACUAUCGAGCAUAGGGUGGGUCGUCCUGGUGCCAGGCUCGAGUCUGGUCUUAUACUCUCGACUGCAUUGUAUCACGCAAAAUCGCAAGUUGCUUCGGAGCAUACUCUGGAUGAUAAUAAUCAAUGCAGUCAUCCUCACUGUCCCGACCAAUGUCCUGUCUCUUGGAUCCAACUCGAGCAAACCCCACUUGUUUACCUUCGGAUACUCUGUCAUGGAGAAAAUCCAGAUGACAAUUUUUUCGCUUCAAGAGUUGAUCAUAUCAUUCAUCUACCUCGUUGAGGUCCGCCGCAUUCUCAAAGUGGUUGACGACGGCCGCUUCCGAAAGAUCAUGUGGGAGCUGGUUGCGAUAAAUGUUGUGAUUAUCAUCCUUGAUACCGCGCUUCUUACUGUUGAGUACCUCGGCAUGUAUCAGAUUGAAGUCACACUGAAGGGGAUGUGCUACAGCAUCAAGCUGAAACUGGAAUUUGGUGUCUUGUCAAAAUUAGUCAAGAUAGCAACAGCUCGA
This is a messenger RNA of Aureobasidium namibiae CBS 147.97, 741 nucleotides long. RefSeq lists its product as uncharacterized. The record is from RefSeq and is a predicted model, not a curated record. The transcript has a single exon. The annotation marks the transcript as partial. NCBI's taxonomy places the organism in Eukaryota, Fungi, Ascomycota, Dothideomycetes, Dothideales, Saccotheciaceae.